GAUAUCUCUCUCGCCUCGCCUCCACCUACCUAUCCCCCUCAUUCUUUCCUCGCGCUCCUCGGCGUCGCCACAUCGUUACUUCCCCCGCGACGACCACUCCACUCUCGUCGCCGGCGAUGACCUCCUUUUCCCAUACGCAAACCCUAUCCUCACACCCAUGAAUCCUCCAAACCCCGCCCCGCUCCUCUCCUUGCGCUCCAACCCCUCCCUCCCGCCCCCCGGCCGCCACCGGCGCCCCCACCCCACGCCGCCGGCGGCUGCCAACACCACCGGCGCGGCCUCGCCGCAGGAAUGGUUCCGCCCCCACCGCCCGACUGAUUCCGACCCCUCCACCUCCGGCGGGCGCGUCGCGGCGCGCGACCCGGGCGUGCGCGUCAAGGCCAAGGAGGGCUCCGAGGACAAGAAGAAGGGGGAAAGUAAGAGGAGGUGGUGGGAACGGUGGUCCGGGGACAAGGAGAGCUACCUGGUCGACGACGUGGAGCCGCUCCCGAUACCCUUGACUAUUCCGGGAACUGAGCCGAUGUCACGGGAGGAGCUCGACCGCCGCCUCAGCUGCGACGUGAAGAUCGAUGAUUGCAAGAUUGUUUCGUACGAAUGGACGGGCAAGUGCCGGAGCUGCCAGGGGACGGGACUGGUGAGCUACUUCAGGAAGAAGGGGAGGGAGACCAUCUGCACAUGUGUGCCAUGCUCUGGCAUUGGUUACGUUCGGAAAAUUACAUACCGCGAAGGAGCUGAAAAUAUGGACGAGUUAGACAAUGGGAGACCACCAUAAUUUGAUGGCGCUGUCUGUUUGGCAGCGUUAAUUUUAUUAACUGGUGCUGAAUAGAUUGUGUUGCAACCUUUGAUGGCACAAUCUAUUUCAGGCACGGUACAGGACUGGAUUCCAUUCUUUAAGCAUUGUAAACUUGCCUAGUUAUUGUACCCUUUUAUUCUUCACUUACAGAUGUAUGAUCACAAUUAUAAAGAAGGAAAGAAUAAAUUUCAAGAGAUUACUUGGACCAGUUUUGAAAUAA
Brachypodium distachyon (stiff brome) is the source of this 1013-nucleotide messenger RNA. Its product is annotated as protein disulfide-isomerase SCO2. Bases 158 to 772 code for a protein of 204 amino acids. The record is from RefSeq and is a predicted model, not a curated record. The transcript is spliced from 3 exons. NCBI's taxonomy places the organism in Eukaryota, Viridiplantae, Streptophyta, Magnoliopsida, Poales, Poaceae.